This is a messenger RNA of Pelagomonas calceolata, 1355 nucleotides long. NCBI's taxonomy places the organism in Eukaryota, Pelagophyceae, Pelagomonadales, Pelagomonadaceae. The record is from the annotation of a GenBank genome assembly.
UGCCCUGAAUGCACUGAACCGGGUAGCACCCCCCAGAUAUCAUCGACGCGACGUAAUGGCGGCCCGCUAGCUCUGCACACACCUGCUGAAAAGGCUGCCCUGAACGGGUAGCACCGCCCAAACGCCAUCGACGUGAUGGCAGCCCGCUGACCGAUGCGUUGGAGCGUCGUGCUGGUCGUGGUGGCCGAGGCCGGCAAGCAUGUGUACCGCGCCGGAAGCGCCCCGACGAUCAGCCACAACACGCUCGUGAAACGAGGAGUUAUUCUCUGGGCGCACGGCCGAUCGGCAACGGACACGUACUGCCUGACCCUGCGGCGGUCGGCACGAAUGAACUUUUGUCGGCACAUGAAGGAGGGCUUCAACACGAAGCACGCGUCCGGUGUGUUAUUGCGAAAGAAGCGCCUCGAACGGUGCGGCAAGGACGGGCAACUGCUGACCCACAUAAAACCGAGCCACGUGCGCAAUUCUUCUAGGACAGACGUGCGCUCGCCCGAGGACUUGUUUGCGGCCGCGCGGGGCGCCGGCUUCGAGGUCGUCGUGGCGGUCUACCGCCACAACGCGCUCGCGCGCGCCGUGAGCUCGUUUGAGAUUCAUAGAUAUGCGGGGCUGAAGCGGGAGGACUCCGGGACGCUGGCGGCGCGGCGGCGAGUGGCUCAGUGUCCGUUCCUUCUUCUUCGACACGGCGCGUCGAUGGCGUGAAGCUGGGCCCGCGUCGCGUCGAUGGCUUUCGGGAUGGCCCGCGUCGACGCCUAGACGUCUUCGGUGUGAGGAUGACAGUGGGAAAUGAGCUUCACUGAUGUGGUCUUCAUGCAGACGUCGACGCGAUGUGGCGCCGCCUCGACGCCGUCGACGCGGCCGCACGAGAGUCUACCGCGGCGGUUUCGCGACGUUUCCGUCCGACGCAGGCGCGAGGCCAAGCUCAAGCAGCGGGCGUCCGAGGACUUCUGCCACGCGCCCGGCGCGCUCAAGCGCCACUUCGAGACGGAGCGCGACUUGUACGACCGCGGCCUGCGGGCGGCGCGCGCGAACGGGCUCAAGCUUUUGAGGUUUUCGUUCGAGGCUGUCACCGGGGACCUCUGCGGCACCAUCAAGAAGACCACGACGGCUCUAGGGUGCGAAACGCGGUGCCGCUGCCAGCCGACGCUCUCCAAGCACCAGCGGACGUCGCGGCGCGACCGGUCGCUCGCGGGCCGGACGUCGCCGGAAGCCGCGAAGUGCAUCACGGCGGAGCUCGCCGGGGACGUGAGGUACGAGUGGAUGCUGAACCUCUCGGCGACGCGGCCGCCGAAAGUCGUCGAGGAGUAUGAGAGGCGGUUGCGGCGGGCGGGGGAGGUGUAAGUAUCUAUGUGUUUUUA